Molecule: messenger RNA, 1216 nt
Organism: Triticum dicoccoides
Lineage: Eukaryota; Viridiplantae; Streptophyta; Magnoliopsida; Poales; Poaceae
Product: protein FAR1-RELATED SEQUENCE 3-like
Exons: 2
Coding region: 47-1045 (332 amino acids)
Molecular function (GO): zinc ion binding
Source: RefSeq, a predicted model, not a curated record
AAACAUUCUGUUGGAAAAGCACGCAAGCAAAAUAUACACCAGAACAAUGUUUGAGAUGUUCAGAUCACAUAUGUACGCAGCAGGGUCGUACACUAUAGCUGAGAUAACUCCAAAGAGAUUGUACACCGCUACUCAUGUCAAUGCAGAGAAAAGGAGCAAGUAUUGUAAGACGGUUUUUGAAAUAGGAAUAUCAGAUGACGGGGAGAUUUAUAAGUGCCAGUGCGGACUGUUCGAGCAUAUGGGCAUGGUUUGCUGCCACAUAAUAAAGGUCAUGAUGGUGCUGGAUGUUAAGAUGAUCCCACAAUACCAUAUCAUGAAGCGUUGGACAGUAGACGCACGGGACAUCCUACCUGAACACCUAAAGCAUUACCAGAAGGAUAUGGGUCCUAUUGAAUCACCUACGUACCGGCACUCAACUCUGUACAACGCAGCUCUUGAGCUAGUAAGGCUUGGCGACACUAAUGUACAUAGUUACGAGUUUACUAUAAAGUACAUCAAGGACGGUUUAUUAAAAGUGUCACCUCUUUGCGACAAAGGAGAUGGCAUGAGUGUAUUGGACAAAGCAUCCAGCAUAGCCAGGUCAAAUGCAACUAGCCAAAUCAGGGGUGAUCUUAGCAUGAACAUGCCAGCCGAUGCACAGGAGCUUUCCGAAUCAAGGCACCAAAACAUGGCAAAGCGUACAAGGUCUGAAAGUUCAUGCAUGAAUGGCGGUGGCACAGGCGAAGGUGAUAGUUCAGAAUCAAUGAACGAUGUGUUCUCUCCUGAUAGAAGUCACCAAGAACUAUCAGCACCACCUCCUAAAAGGUUAAGAGGCAGACCUACAACAGCAAGAGAUAAGGCACCUUAUGAGAAGAACAUUAAGAGGACUCAAUUUUGCAAGAUUUGUAGGGGUGAAGGACACAAGUGCACCACAUGCCCAAUGAGAGGGGAUGCUCCAGUUAAACCAAGGAAGCAAUCAACAUGCACCAAUUGUGGAGUAGCUGGACAUCGUAGGAACAGCUGCGGGAAAAAUAAAAUGUUCAACGACAGGUUAUCUAUUGAGUGAAGGAUGAUAUCAUGCAGAAUAAUGAUGAAGCCACGUUUCUUGGAUUUCAUAUAAUGAGCGUGUAUUUGUAGACCAAUUUUAUUUGAUGUACCUGGACCUCCAUGUUUUAGCUAUAAGUAUUAACAGAACCAAUGUUUACUUAUUUAAAAACAUUGCCGUGUUUGUUUUUUA